CUUUCAUUAUGUCUGUAAAUUUAAUUACAUAUGCUGCUAUUGUAUAACAUAAUUUAUAAGGCAUAAAUGUUGUUAAAAGUGAUUCUCUAUGCUAUAGUUCACCAUAGACAUUUCCCAGUUUCUGAAAUGACACCGUACCAUACGUAUGAUGACGUAGAUCAGGAUUAUUAAUGGUGUUAAUCUAAUUUCUUGAAAAUACCUACUCAAUAUUAGUUUAGAAGUCUUAGGAUUACUAUUUAUAGAUAUUCAAUUAUUUCACAGUGGUAAUUUUACUUUUAUUAAGGUCGAUUGUUUGUUCUUCAUUUGCAAAAAUUACAAGUAUGAAUAUCAAAAGAGUAGAUCGGCUAAUCAUAACCACGGCUAUAGUAGGCGUGCUGGUUUCCACUUACGCUCUUUAUGUGGAGAUGAUAGCGGAGGCACGUCCCGGAUACAAAGCUCUAUGUGACAUAUCCGAGUACGCCAGUUGCUCUCGGGUGCUCACUUCUCAAUAUUCAAAAGGAUUUGGGCUUCUUCCCAAAGAGUUGAAAAUGGACGUACCAAAUUGCAUUUAUGGAAUAAUUUUCUACUGUCUUAUUAUAUUUUUAACAACCUUCAAUCAUCUCGCUUGGGUUCGGCUGCAACUUCUUUUGACAUUAACUGGUCUUGCAUCGAGUUUCUACCUAGCAUAUCUACUUGCGUUUGUUUUACGCGACGUGUGUGUUGUUUGUAUAUCAACUUAUUUUGUUAACGGUGCUCUUGUUAGGCUGGUAUACCAGAAAAAUAAAAUAUUGUCAGAAAAGAAUAAGUGAAACCUCAGAUGAAUUACAAGUACAAUCUGAAACAAAGUUAUUAAGUAAUAAGAUAAUAAAAACAUUCUUUUUUUAUGUCAUUCCUGUAUUUUAUAAAUGAAAAGUUUUAUUUAUUGUUGUAUGUUGAAAUAUAACAUGGAAAAUAUUUGUUUUGCAUUUUAUUGAAUUUAUACGAUUUGAUGCGAUAUACUGCCAUCUUUUAUUUCAUUAUAGAUACCUGAGUACUAUUUCAGAUACUACUGACAUCUAUCGUUGAAUAGCAAGUAUUUAUAAUAAUAUAUAGAUGGCGCUGUAAACUAAAAGUAACGGUAAAAUUCGAAUAGUCGCAGAAUUAAAUUUGUGGAACCCAUAGUUACCAACGUAAUGUUACUGUAUUUGGUUGAGGUAGGUAGCUUAUUUGUUUGCAUAUGGGCAGACUGUAAAAGGAUACGAACAUGUUUACGCUAUUAUCCCUAUAUUGUAGCACGCAAUGUGUCUACUUAAUUAUGUGUAAGUGAAUGUGACUGCCAUAUUUACAUACGCCAAUAGUAAGUUGACACAAAAUUAUGUUUAUGUAGGUAAUGUUUUUUUUUCUAAUAUUUUCGUAGUACUAUAAUGGAUUGGAAUCGACUGAUUUGCCUAAUGAUUUACUAGUUUACAAUGCAUUUUUGCAAAUUUUUACUGUUGCUUACCAGUUAUGGUAUAGGUACUAAGUUCAAAUACAUAAUUAAAAUUUUUGAUCAGCUAUAUUUUUUGUAUUUUAGAUUUAGAAACUGUAAAAACAAUGUAUUUACUAAGUAAAAAAAUUAAACAUUCA
Molecule: messenger RNA, 1584 nt
Organism: Galleria mellonella (greater wax moth)
Lineage: Eukaryota; Metazoa; Arthropoda; Insecta; Lepidoptera; Pyralidae
Gene: Vkor
Product: vitamin K epoxide reductase complex subunit 1
Exons: 4
Coding region: 321-788 (155 amino acids)
Biological process (GO): peptidyl-glutamic acid carboxylation; vitamin K metabolic process
Molecular function (GO): vitamin-K-epoxide reductase (warfarin-sensitive) activity
Source: RefSeq, a predicted model, not a curated record